CAAAAUAAACAUAUGGAAACGGUUUAAUCAUCGAUUAAUUAAUUGAUUGAUUGUUGAUUUUGAUAAUUGUCGAAAUAAAUAUUUUCAUCUUGAAAAUGGACGUCAUAUAUGCAAUGAAAUUGUAUAUCAAUAAAAUGGUCGAUGAUGCUGGUCCUGGCAUCAAAGCAUUGCUUAUGGAUAAAGAAACGAUCAGUAUCAUCAGUAUUGUAUAUGCCCAAUCGGAUAUGCUACAGAAAGAGGUUUAUCUUUUCGAAGCUAUUGAAAAUUAUGUUCCACGACAAGAAUCAUUAAAAUUUGUUAAAUGUAUUGUUUUUGUUCGACCAACCGAAAAGAAUAUCACCUAUCUAAUUCGUGAACUUAAACAUCCACGUUUUUCACAGUAUUUUAUCAAUUUUAAUAAUAUUAUCAGUAAAACCGACAUUAAAGCAUUGGCUGAAGUGGAUGAAUUUGAAGUAGUCAAAGAUGUGCAGGAAUUUUAUGCCGAUUAUCUGGCAAUCAAUUCACAUACAUUUUCGUUGAAUGUUAAAUCAUGUUAUCAGAAUAUACGCAACUGGAAUCCAAUUUCAUUUCAUCGUAUCACACAAGGAAUUAUUUCCAUACUUUUAUCACUUAAUCGUUGUCCACUAAUUCGUUAUCAAUCAUCAUCUGAUAUGGCCAAACGUUUAGCCGAACAGAUACGGCAAACAAUAGCCAAGGAAAAUGUUUUAUUCGAUUCGAAUACAUCGACUGAAUCACAACCGAUACUAUUGAUAUUGGAUCGUAAAUUUGAUCCAAUCACACCUUUAUUAAAUCAAUGGACCUAUCAGGCAAUGUUACAUGAAUUGAUGACCAUUACAAACAAUCGAGUCAGUUUGGCUAAUGUUCCUGGUGUUGCAAAAGAAUUGAAAGAGAUUGUUCUAUCACAGGAACAAGAUGAAUUUUAUCAGAAAAAUUUAUUUCUUAACUAUGGUGAAAUAUGUUCGAAUAUUAAAUGUUUGAUGGAAGAUUUUCAACAAAAAACGCAACAACAGAAAAAGAUUGAAACAAUAGCCGAUAUGAAAUCAUUUAUUGAAACGUAUCCACAAUUUCGAAAAAUGUCCGGUACAGUUACAAAACAUGUCACAUUGAUUGAUGAAAUUUCACGUAUAGUCAACGCAUAUUCAUUGUUGGAAGUUUCUGAAGCUGAACAAGAAUUAAUCUCUACCGGUAAUCAUUCUGAAUCGGUCAAGCGAAUAUCACAGCUUAUAUCAUCGGAUAAGAUACGAAAUUGUGAUGCUAUUCGUUUGGCAUUGUUGUAUGCAAUAACAUUCCAGAAUAAUUCCAAUUGUGAUAUACGUAGUUUAUGUAGGCUAUUGGAACGUCGUAAUAUGAAUCCCGGUGACAUCAAAAUCAUUAGUCAAUUAAUGGAAUUUUGUGGAUUAAAACAACGUUUCGGUACUAAAGGUGCAACAUCAAGCCAGGAAAUUCUGACCACCGAACAUGUGAGAGCGUUUACAAAGAAAGUAAUCAAAGGAUUCAAAGGCGUGGAAAAUAUCUACACACAACAUACACCGGUUAUUAAAGAACUAGUUGAAGAUUUAAAUCGUUGUCGAUUACGUGAAACGGUAUAUCCAUUCUUAGGCAGUGUACAACAACGUGAACGACCACAAGAGAUAAUUAUUUUCAUUAUUGGUGGUAUAACCUAUGAAGAAUCGUUGAUUGUUUAUAAUCUUAAUCGACAAUUACAAGGAACGAAAAUCCUAUUAGGUGGAUCAAUGGUACAUAAUUCAAAAUCAUUUUUGGAUGAAGUUCGUUGUGCUUGUCAAUAUCAUUCCGAAACAACAACCGGCACUAUAGUCAUGGGAGGAACCAGUCAUCAUCAUAGUAAUAAUAGCGGUGCAUUGGCAUCAGUCAUAAAUAAAAUUGAAAAUCUUUAGUUCAUUAUUAUAAAAUUAAAUUUUAAUAAUAAUAAUUG
Messenger RNA from Dermatophagoides farinae (American house dust mite), 1933 nucleotides. RefSeq names its product vacuolar protein sorting 45 (gene Vps45). Gene Ontology annotation, biological process: vesicle-mediated transport. The record is from RefSeq and is a predicted model, not a curated record. Lineage: Eukaryota; Metazoa; Arthropoda; Arachnida; Sarcoptiformes; Pyroglyphidae.